Messenger RNA from Ectocarpus siliculosus, 591 nucleotides. NCBI's taxonomy places the organism in Eukaryota, Phaeophyceae, Ectocarpales, Ectocarpaceae. The record is from the annotation of a GenBank genome assembly.
AUGCUGCUGGCGUUGUCGUCGAGGAGGAGGAGGGGGAGCAGUUCAACUAUUGGCGGCGAGGAAGAUACCUCGGAUGUUACACAGAACCCGAGCCAACGCAGCCGCGAGUCUUACGUCGAUUCGAACCGGCUCGCCGGCAUCAUGAACUACCUCCCGCUGCGGGAAGCGUUCGGAGAGUUCUGCCAGAAAUCGCUCUGCGGCGAGUCUUUCCAGUUUCUCCGGGAUGCUUCGGAGUUCAGAGGCGUGAUCGUCGAAGGCCCCGUCGACGGCGAUGCCAACGGCAGCGCCGAAGAGGAGCAGGAGGCACCAGUACACACGAGCGGGUUGGGGGACGUGGCCGCCAUGGUGAACGAGUACAUCAAGGACGGCGCUCCCUCGGAGAUCAACAUCGGCAGCGACAUCAAGCACGACAUCAUGGAGCUGGCCAAGGUCGAAACCUUCGCCUCGCUUGACCAGGAUGCGCGACUGCUGAUUUUCGUCAAGGCCGAGAGGGAGAUCAGGAGGAUCCUGGAAGACAAUCUCAUGGCCAGGUUCCUGGCGUCCGCACAGUACAAACGGGCUGUGGACGGUGACGGCGAUGGACGCGUGUAG